AAGCGUUAACCGUAACAGCCAGGUCAGCAUCGACAGCAGUUAGGUGUUGAGAAGUCCUGUUCCUGUCGGACCCGCUGUGUCGCAAUUAAAAAGCCGAAGAGUCUACCACGAAUAUGCUUUCUUCUUCUCUUUCAUUUAUUCCUUUCUUCCUUCAUUAGAUCCUAAGUAUCUCUGCUUUACUCUUUUGAGUCAUCCGAUCAUGGAGUUUUUCCUGGAGAUGCUUCUCACGGCGGUUGUGGCUGUUCUGUUUUCUUUCCUCGUGGCCAAGCUCGUGUCUGUGUCUAUGGUUGGGAACAGCGGUGGAGUAGUAAACGAUCAGGCGGAGGAAACCGAGAUCGGCGUUGUUGCCGUGGAGGAGGAGCUUUGUUCUGGUUUGAAAGUGGAUGCUCCGGUGGUGCAGAGCGAGAGGAGACUCGGAGCUGUUGUUGUUGAUGAGAAUGUGGAGCGUGUUGAUCGGUUUGGAAGCGAAGCUGAUCGAGUUGUUGAUGAGGUCAAGGAAGGGACUAAAGGGGAAGACUGGGUGGUUACAUCUGAUGAGUCAUCGGCGGCUGGCUCGCCGGAAAAUGUGAUAGCAGAGGAGAUGAUGGUUUGUGGAGAAGAUAAACAGAGAGACUCGGCGGAAGAGCUUAUUCUUCGGACGGUGGGAGCUGAGUCCACUGCUUCUGUCUCGUUGGAAAACGUGAGAGCAGAGGAGAUAAUGAUUGGUGGAGAAGAGGUGAGAAGUGAAGAAGACGUAAUAAGUGAAGAAGUCGUAGUCACAGAAUCUGUGGAGGUUAGUGUUGAAGAAAGUAAUACGGUGGAGGAGACUGAGCACAAGAUGGAGUUGAAUACUGAAGAAGGAGAACAGAAUGAAGAGAAAGAGGAGUUGAGCAUUGUAGAAGAUGAUGAUGAUUGGGAGGGAAUUGAGAGGAGUGAACUGGAGAAAGCCUUUGCGGCUACUUCAAGUCUUUUGGAAGUAUCCGGGAAAGCAGAAGAAGUUGGUGACGAGGUUAAGAUGGAGUUGUACGGUUUGUACAAGAUCGCCACUGAAGGGUCAUGCCGAGAGACGCAGCCUAUGGCCAUCAUGGUCUCUGCUCGUGCUAAAUGGAAUGCCUGGCAAAAACUUGGAAACAUGAGUCAAGAGGAGGCAAUGGAGAAGUAUCUUGCACUUGUUUCAAAAGAGAUUCCUGGACUGAUGAAUACUGUAGGGAAGAUACCGGUCUUACCUCCUAAUUCAGGAUCAUUAGAAGAUCCGACCACCUUAGGCACAACUGGUGUUGCUUUCAGCAAAAAUGGUAAAACUAAUUAGUAAAUAAUGUAUUUGCGUCAGCGAUUUAUUGUAUCUUUCUUUCCAACAUCUAGUUAUCUAAUCCUUUUUCUAGCUUCAAGAUAACUUAGUAUAAGAAAUAGUUUCAGCUGAAAGGUGAAUCCAUUGUUUAAGCAGGCAAGGAUUGAAGAAGGCUCUUUGGGAAUACAAAGGCAAUCUAUUCUUGCAUAAAAAAAUGGGACCUAAAAAAAUCUAUGUUUCUCAAAGAUAAUCAUAAAUGCUGUAAAUAGACCAUUUGAUGCAACUUGGUUUGGCUAGUGUUCUAAAUAAUUCGUUAUCAUCAUCACCCAUUGUUCUAAUAGGAGUUGCAGCAAACAAAAACAUUUUAAAAAAAAAUCUAUUCGUGUUUGUGUGAA
Molecule: messenger RNA, 1662 nt
Organism: Brassica napus (rape)
Lineage: Eukaryota; Viridiplantae; Streptophyta; Magnoliopsida; Brassicales; Brassicaceae
Product: acyl-CoA-binding domain-containing protein 3-like
Exons: 3
Coding region: 200-1288 (362 amino acids)
Biological process (GO): fatty acid metabolic process
Molecular function (GO): fatty-acyl-CoA binding
Source: RefSeq, a predicted model, not a curated record